ACCAGCAGCAAGAUUACAGAGCAUGUGUAGCAGAAACAUACGGUGUAUUAAAAUCGAGGAACAAAUGUGUGUCAGAUGUUAGCGAUGUAAACACGGUACAAUAUUUACAUACCUAUUUGUAAGUUUAAUAUACAAAGUGACGUGAGAACAGAUUUGGUUAUCGUGUAUCUAAAUACAUUUUAUCGACAAUGGCGGAACUAAGUUUGGAUUUAAAUAAUUCCCUGGAUAUGAGGAUAGCCGAAUUUAAAAAUGAUCCCGAAAAAAUGAAAAUUGUAAAUGAGUUUUUAAAUGAAAUAUUUGAUAAAGCACAAAAAGACGCAGAAAAAAAAUGUAGCAAACAAAAAGGAAAACUGGACGCUUUAGGAUUUCAGAAUGGAUCUAAAAAGAUAGGGAUUUGGUCGAAUCGUGCUAGAAGUUCCGCUAGAACCUUCGCCUCCAGACUAUUUACAACAAUAUGUAAUUGCACAAACUCUGUUAAGAGUACUUUGAUAACACGCAACAAUGGCAAUAACUAAUCAAAUAUUAAUCUCUCCAGGUAUUUUUGGGAUCAAUAAUAUGGAAAAGGAAUAGUUUAGAUUUCUUUUUUAGUGUUUAAUUAGAUUCGGUAUUUUAUUAUUUUUAUUUAGUGUAAAACGGUAUCAAUUUUUUUGUAAAGUGGUAUAACCUCGAAGCUCCGGCGGCGGCGCUCGGCGCUUCUAGGUUUCACUAAUCAACCCUCAGGUCUGACAUGUGUAAAGAAUUUUCGUCAAACCUAGGAGUGAAUAAUUUGAUCAGGCAAACGUCGAAAUUGAAUUUUAUGAAAUCGGGGUUUUACCAGUCAAACUCCAAUCAGGUAUUAAACUGUCAUAAUAUCUUAGAUUAGGUUUAAAAAAAACGUAAUUUUAAAGUUUAUGGUUGUUAUAUUUUUGUAAUUAAAAUAAGUCUUUAUUCUUACAUUGUGAGGCAUUAUGACAUUUAGGAUUGUUGCACAAUACUUUAGAUAUUUUACGUUUACAUGGUUUUGAAGAGUAUUUUUUAUAAAAGGUUUGUUCCAACACAACGAGAAACCGUCCAUGUAACGAUCACCGACCUGCGCAAUACCAUGGAACGCACGAUAUACAGACACAGAACGCAAGAAACGCAUUAUUUUAUAGUAACGUGAUCGUUACAUGACGGUUCUUCAUUGUGUUGGAACAAACCUUAUAGUAGAAUUUUAUAAAUUAUUAUUUGUUCACCAAAUUUAGAAUCUUUUGCACUAAUUUCUCUAGAGCUUCUUUGCCUGAUUUAAUGGUUUAUUCAAUCAAAAUUUAAUUGUGUUAAAUAUAUUUUUAAAUAAUAUCUCCUUGCCAUAUUUCUGUUUGUCUUGUUCUAUUAAAAACGUUCUUAACACUUUUACAAUAGAUACCGAACUAUAAAAUUUUUUCACGCUUUUAAGAAUGCUAUAGCCAUCGCAAUAUGUAGAUAUAUCUUGGAUGAGUGACGUAAAUGUCAAAAAUUGAAAACAUAACGGUACGCACAAUCUCCGUACGUAAAUAGUAAAAUCUACACAACUUAUUAGAAUUUAAAACAGUCAUAAUAUUUUAAUAUACCAAAUAAGAAUGAAUUACCUUUAUAAAAUCUACUAUUAACGGGAUCAUAAUAUUACUAAUAAAUUCUUUGUCCGA
Diabrotica virgifera virgifera (western corn rootworm) is the source of this 1643-nucleotide messenger RNA. RefSeq lists its product as uncharacterized. The record is from RefSeq and is a predicted model, not a curated record. Lineage: Eukaryota; Metazoa; Arthropoda; Insecta; Coleoptera; Chrysomelidae. The transcript has 3 exons. The coding region runs from base 189 to 515 and encodes 108 amino acids.